Molecule: messenger RNA, 3118 nt
Organism: Paramacrobiotus metropolitanus
Lineage: Eukaryota; Metazoa; Tardigrada; Eutardigrada; Parachela; Macrobiotidae
Exons: 5
Coding region: 216-2624 (802 amino acids)
Molecular function (GO): protein binding
Source: RefSeq, a predicted model, not a curated record
AGCAGCUGUUUAUAACAGUGCCAAACAACGUGAAUUACAUAUGUAUCUCACAGCAGCUGCUUCCUCACUAACAGUAGAUAAUUAUUUUUACCAUAGUUUCGUUGCUCGUCUGAAUCGGCGUGCCGGUACUGCGGGCAAUUACAACAGGAGAUAUACAGAUACAGUGCACUGGCUUGCAGGAACUGAUAAUCAAAGCAGUGAAAUUUCGGAGAGCUAUGGAAGCCUUGAUGAGUCUACUGUCAUCGCAGGGUGGCAAACUCGUAAUUGCGGCUGUCAACGCCAUCCUGGAUAAGACCAGUCCGGGUUCUAGCGCGGUACGGGGGAAAUUUGUCGACUACUAUUUCUUAUUUGAUACCCGCGAUGAGCUAUUAAAAGUCCAUAAAUCCAUUACGGAAGCCAAUAAAAAACUACAGGAGUCAUUUAAAAAAGAAACCCAAAAAAUUAUGACAGCUACACAGCACCAGGACAUUAGCAUGAAGGUGUGCAGGAUUUGGAACAAUUUCGACAAUUUUAUUACUGCACGCGAUUCCCAAUCACAAGAGCGUCGCAAACAAAUUUUUCUUGCGGAUAAUGCCGAUUGCGUGUUAGCUGAAUACCAUAAAGUAAUCACGACAAGUAACGUGACCAGUCGCUUCCUCGAUGAUCUCAUUGAAACUCAUGAGUACAUAGCCUUUCAAGAGUGGUGCGAUGUUCUACUGACCAACAGUUUACUUGUAUACUGGUGCGCAAAAUAUCAACUGCGCCUUGAAGCCGAACCUGGUGAUUUGAUGGCCACAUUGCAAGUCCCAGAGCAUAAACUGGACUCGCAGCUGGAGGAUAUCGUCAAUGCGGUCAAGUCGGCGAAAAGUCGGUAUCACAGGAAAUCGUUUAGUUCUGGACAAACCGAAAACCAGCUUAACGCUGAUAAGGAUACAUCGGAGUUUGUGAAAAUGGUUGAUGAUUUCAUGGUCAACAGUUAUGACGAAUCGAGUACAGCAAAUCAGCGGCUGGCAAAUGAUCUUGGUAAACAGUUGAAAGAUAAAUAUCCGUGGCUGAUCUGGGCAGUGGUGAUUGCGGAAGAUAAUCGUGACUGGCGUAAUUUUAUUUCGUAUUCAUCUGAUGUCGAAGAACAUUUAUUACUUCAAACGUCCACACACAAGCAUCGCGUCCCGCUUUUGAACAACAUGAUACAACCAGAUCUAUUUCACAAAACAGUCUCAUCAGGACAUAGGUAUGGCAUCUUCACGUGCAAACGGAAAUUCGAUAUUGCCGGAAAACUGCUCCACCAGCGGCGGAUUACUAUAUUCUGGAUAAACCGCGAAGACAUCGUUGAAGUACAUUUGAUGAAUGCUGAUAAAAAUGGCUUACGCAAUCUGAAUAUAAAAAAGCUGGCCGAAGAUUUCGGAUGUUCUACGGCCGAAAAGACCCUCCAGAUUAAGGAGCGGAACCAACAUCAAACGGAGCAGCACCGUUUUAUUGAAGAUGCGCUGUACCGGAACGGAUACCAUUAUGUUGCCUACAUGGGGCUGCGAAUAUCAAGAGAUGCUGAUGUUACCGGGAUGUACCUCUCCAAUCACGGCGUCAGUCCGUCGUGGCCAUAUCACGUACAGAAUAAAAGCGGCCAUCUUCUCUUAUGGGUAACGAACGUUACUCAAGGAGCCAUAAAUCGUAUGCGAGUGGUGUCGGAAAUGUGUCUCGCCGAGGAACUUUUAAGAUGCGGCAUAGACUUUCGUGUUGCCCAAGGAAAAAUUAAAACGACCAAAGCCCAGUCUUUGCCGGACAUUGACGUGGAAACCCUGCUAAUGAUGGCCAAAAAAUCUGUCGACAAGGGAAACAAACAUUUGGCGAUGGACGCCAUUGCUCAGGCAACCAACGAAUAUGAAUAUGCAAAUGCCCUUCUAGAUCAUUCCAUCAUCAAAAGUUGUGGCGAUCGGAUUCCGCUGCUAGUGACAGCCGGCAGCAAUUUGGCGCUUUCUUAUUUGAAACUCAGGAACGUACAGGCGGCCCAGGAAUCUGCCAAUGCAGUUUUGCAAAAUUCACGGCAUUCGGCCGAAGCACUUAUGAUUCGCUGCUUGACUCACCUCUCCUGCCGGAAAUAUGCCGAAUCAGAGCAGGAUAUGUGCCGUUCACUUAAAUUGCAGCCGUCUAAGCAUCUGGAAACAGUCCUUAAAAUGAUACAGCUGGGGACUAUGAAUGGUGGUAACGAGAUACCACAAAGGAAUCGCUCCGCAAAAGACACAGAAAUCUGUUCCACGCUAUCGAAACUAAUAUUAGACCUUAGUCUAACAUUGCACAGCGCCACAGAAGCCGAACCGGAGAGAGAAGAUUUAAAAGAACUCCGGAACACGCUGUCAGCAUUCAACACGCUGGUAUAUGACGUUCAGGAAAAGCUGCAACCGAAGAACGGUCCAGUCCGCGUUUGCCUUUUGAUAGGAUGGCUUGACGCAGUGCUCCAUGUGGCUAAGCACAUGGAACAAUUAAGAGCAAAAGGGGUACUUUUGCGACGAGAAAACGUGGAAAUGGAACUGCUAAAGCUGAAGGUACUUACUGCCGGGAAAGACAUCUUUUUGGAACCAGGAGACAUCCAGAAGAUACGUAAGCACGAAACCACCAUAACGCGACCUCUGCCUCCUCUUCCCAAGUAAAUUACUAAACUGCGACCCCUCCCUGCCCUUCCGUAAUGGUCCGGCACGGCUUUUCGAUGUCCUCUAUGUGAUUUGCUAAAUCCCAUGGCUAAUACGUCAAGGCACCUGACAGUGUCAGGCUCAUACCACUUUCCAUUUGGCACGCUUGGUCUUCAUAAACUGACACAAUUUAUUUUCAUUUCUUCUCUUUUAAAUUGUUUUAAUGCGUACGAGGUUUGGAUGCAACUUUAUUAUUACUUGAGGUGCAUUUAUCUUAAUUUUUGUGCACUUAACCUGAUUAAAAUGGUCAUAGGUUUUAUUGUUGCAAGGACUCCAGCCUUUCAUUCAGACACUGCCGCACAGUGCUGCUGCUGCUACAGUAUUCAUCUUGAUCACGCUUUCAUGUACGAGCCACCAGGCGGCACCAGCCACGUUUUCCCAGCUAAUAUCACCGCAUAGAUUUUGUGGUUUUGUUGGGUUUCUGUUACUUGUGUGGGUUUGGACAUAUCUGACUA